AUGGAGCCGGUGUUGAAGCACAUGGAUUUGCAUGCUCACUGGAAACCACCACCGAUAUUUGCGAUUCAUGUUUUCAAAGCCAUCAUCUACAGUAUCCAGAGCCAAAACAGUUACUUUGUUAUACAGGAACUGAUUAACCAUCUCGAUUCGAUGAGUAGUGCUGAUGCUGUGAUUCGUAUUGGAAUUGCCACCGUGCUUUCUAAUAUAGUAUCGAUCGCUGGAACGAGUAUAGGACCGUUGCUGUUGUCGAUUUUCAACUCUCUUCUGAAGCACUUGCGAACAUCAGUAGAUUUUGAGAGGUCAGAGAAAUGCAAGGAUUCUGAGGCCGAGAAGAUGUAUCAGGAGGCGCUAAUCAACGCUAUGGGCGAUUUUGCGAAUGCGCUGCCGGAUUAUCAGAAGGUGGAAAUGAUGAUGUUCACUGUGGGAAAUAUACCAAAUUUGGAUGAAAAGCGAGUCAAGCAAGGCGACGAGUUUUUGCAACACGUUUUGGUGAAGACAUUGCUAAAGGUGAGUAGCAGAGCUUACAUUUCAGAGAAUCUUGAAGGCGCAGUGGACGCUGGUCGAAUGGGCGGUGACACCUAA
Cooperia oncophora is the source of this 582-nucleotide messenger RNA. NCBI's taxonomy places the organism in Eukaryota, Metazoa, Nematoda, Chromadorea, Rhabditida, Trichostrongylidae. The record is from the annotation of a GenBank genome assembly.